Molecule: messenger RNA, 4268 nt
Organism: Chara braunii
Lineage: Eukaryota; Viridiplantae; Streptophyta; Charophyceae; Charales; Characeae
Source: the annotation of a GenBank genome assembly
CGCCGGAGAGUGCUUGGUUAGGUGGAGGGAUGGCAGGCGGUUAGGAGUCAUGACAAGAUGUAUUUCAAGAUGCACGCGGUUUACAAUUCGAAGCGCGACAUCGUGGCUGCUUCCAAAGGGGCGGUCCUGUCGUGGGAUCUGUUCCAGGGGUUUGGUGCAGGGGCUUUGAGGACCCCUUUCUACAUUGACCUCGCGGCGGAGUUCUUCGACUUGGUGGAAAGGAAUGACAUCCACCUUGAUGAACCCUGCCAGAUCUCAUGCAACCUGGAACUGUUGCAGCCUGUGCAGAUGUGCACCGGGUUCGAAUCCAGCGGUGCUCCGUCCGAGGGAGGAGAUUUGGGUUUCGGUGCUUCGUUCCAACUCCACCGUGGCGAGGAACAUGGUCGCUUCAACGACAGCGAGGAGGAAGAAGAGGAGAGGACGGGGAAUUCGCUGGAUAGAGGGGGAGACCGCAGGGUGCUGAGCAUUCCGAGGGUUGAGACAAGAACACCGGCCGAGAAGACGUACGAGCUGCCCACACUGAAGCUGGCGCCGCUGGGGUUGGAGAAACCGAAGGACUGGAAGGACGAGCUGGCAGGCCAAUACUACUACUACGCUGUUGCCGGCCAGCACAACGCGGCCGCCGCCAGGACGCUGCUUGGCACAGACGUGGCGGUGAGGUACAACUUCGAGAGGUGGCCUGCACGAAUGGUGUACUUCUCCGACGCGGACUUCGAAGGGUAUUUUCUGGUCAGCGCCGACGACAACAAGAAGGACCUGAAGGCGCCUCCCAGACAACAGAAACUUUCGAUGAAGGACAUCCGGUGGUGCUGGAAGGAAAGGGGUUACCCCAGAGCUGUUAUGGGGAACCCGAGCGGGAAACAGGCUCAGACCGGCUCCUCUGUGUUGGCAAAGCAAGGGAAGCUGGGGAUGCGUGAGGGAGUGCAACUUGUGAAGUGCGACCGCAUCUUGGUGCGGUUAUGGAACUACUACCAGUUCAAGUACGAGAAUCGGCCUGACUCCGAUUGGAUGCGUUCGUGUCCCUUCCUGCGGAAAAGAGAGGCGAUUUUGGGACAGUUCAAAAGCCAGGGACUGGAUGCAGCAUUGUGGGACGGGAGCAGGAAACUCGUUGGAGACUCGUCGUUGUUCAAAGACUGUCCCUCGUUCAUGGGCUGCGAGGACGACAAGUUGAUCAAGGCGACAAAAAAACUGGUUCAAAACAAGAAGUUGUCCAUCGACUGGAAGAACAAGGUCCUUUCCGUGCUGACCAGCGGCAGGUCGAAGAGCAUGGACGUCGUGCUUGCCGAAGGCAUGGUGCACAUUCGGUGGCAGGACUUGGGAGACGUGACAUCCAUCGCCCCGUUCGGCGUCGAUCCUCUGGAGGCGCAGAUGAAGGUCGUCGAGUUGGAAAAGGCGAUUGGGAUCACGAAAUGCCACACUGCCGUUCUUGAUUUGUGCGAUCCUGUGGACAUCAAAAAGUGGACACAGCAAGCUUUCGAGAGUUUGAAUGCCCUUCUAGAACAUUUGUUCCCUUCGCACUGGACGGUCGUUGCUUUCGUCCCCCGGGAGCACGCGCCAUCUGUCCGUUGUCAAGGCAAUGGCAGGAAAGUGGGUGCGGAGGCUGCAGCAGAAGAAAAGCUUCGCGGAGCUAAGGGUCGUGAGUUACAGUGUGUAUUGAUUGACACGGACGAAGAGGCGUCGACCGGGGUCCUUUUCGACACCAAUGUUUCGGAGGAGGAUAGCGAUACAAAGGAAAUCGCCCUCAAUUACCACCCUGCUCCUGUUCUUCCAUCCCCAGGUUCCUCGACGGCAGGUGCGUCAUCAAGCCAGACCGCUCAAGCGACACCCAUUCGCAGGUCCACCCCCGGCAAGACCCCCAACAAGCUGUUGGCGAAACUCACACCCCGAGCUGUUGCCCCGCCUCGCUUGCGUCCAGGGAGUGCAGUCCCGCUGGAACAUCCUUCUCGGAAGGAUGAUUCCAUUCACUUUGAAGGGCACAACCACACUCGUUCUAAUGAAGCAGACUGGGGUCACGACAUGAUUUGGCACCCGGGAACGAUCCAGCCUGCAAUCCGCAAAGGGGAGUGGAUCAUGGUCGUCGUGGACUCGGCUGGGGAGUGGGAGCCAUGCUCGCGCCUUCCCAAGUCUGAGUACUUGCAACUCGCAAGCAGUGGUGUGGCGGAAAAAGUGGCGUCCGAGAACCCCCAUCCUCAGGCCACCGACCCGGCUGUCGUUAAUCACACUGAUCGUUUGUUUCUGGAGCUUCAAGACAAGGGGUGGUUGCAGUGGAACUCUCGGAUGAAACGAGGCGCCGGCGCCCUUGGACGCUGCGAAGUCCGUCGGCAUCCGCACUACAUCGACCACACAUUGGUCGGCCCUCCCCUCGACGACUGCUUUCGCCGCGUCCGUUGGCAUCAGGAGAGGCUCAAGUGCGGGGGUUCCAAUCACCGGCGUCAAGUACGAGUUCGCCGUUAUCCGAACCACGCCAGCGAGGCGCACGAUGGGGAGCCCGUCCUGCGCAGCGCUACAGGAGCAGAAGUGUCGGAAGCGGGUGCCAAAACGAAGUCCGCCGGAAUCCGCACUUCGGUUUCGUCCUGUGCGACGUCCGGCGGCUUUCCUACUCGGCAGGGGACUGCGUCGGCCGUCGAAGACGGGCCGCCUGCGGAGUUCAACGCACGGUUGGAUAGCGGGCCGCCGUAUGUGCUCCGCAAAUCAAACUCCGCCGGUUUCCGAACUUGCUGGGGAACAGGCCUGCAGUCACAGGUCGUCGGGCGGGCGGAAGAUGAUACGUGUGCGGGGACAGAAGACUUGUCGGCGGGAGUCGACGAUGAGGCGGUGGAAGGAGCCGAACUGCGCGAGAGGGACGGGGGGGAAGAAUGGGUGCAAGUGGAGGACGACCAAGAAGAGGAGGAAUGGGAAGAAGGUGGGGGAGGAGCGGAAGGGGGGAAAGGGAUUCAAUUUUGUUGCGUGAAGGAGAAGACGGUGGAGAGCGCAGAUUCAGUAUUUCAGAAGACGAACGACCGGAUGGUGGAGAAGAUGCUGGCUGCGGAGAGUCGUCUGACUCUUCGCGCCAGAGCGCGUGGAGUCUGCGGGGGGACUUUCGAUAACGGGAUUGCGCCUCGAGUCUUGAGGGUUAUGGGUGACAUAUCCCGAGGUUUGGUGCCACCUCAUCAUGUUCUAUCUACUUUCGGUGAUGAUCAAGUGAGAAUCACAGCUAAAGAUCCGCUCAUCGUCUUGCUUGUCGAUGGGAAUCUCAACGAUGAGGUGGUGAAUUUCUACAUGGCGCUUUCGGGGUCGACUGCAUGCGUGACACUUGAAACAUCAUCAGGCCUUCGAGUCUUCAGCUUCAAUUCAUUCUUCUUCAGUAAGCUGCAACUCCAUGGACACGAUGGGGUGGAAAGGUGGGCUAAGAAUGUAGAUCUGCUUCACUUCGAUAUGAUCUUCGUUCCGGUGCACAAAGAUAAUGAUCACUGGAUCCUCCUGUCCAUCAAUUUGAGGGACAAUGUCUUCGAGAUUUUCGACUCCUAUCCUCGCAUUAUAGCAGAUUCACGUUUCUACCUUAGUGUUUUCGAGUUGAUUGUACAGUACUUAGAACGUGAUACCUCACAUAGCCGGUCGCCUAGGAGUUGGAAGUCUAUGGCGGGGAACGUUGUUGUGGAAGGAGUUCCGAGACAAGUUGAUGGAGCUAGUUGCGGGGUGUUCAUGUUGACGUUUGGAACGUUGUUGCAACGUGGUGAUCGACCACCUUUCAGGCACUUUCACUCAGAGGGAGAUGAAGACUGCCCAUCGAAGAAUAAAAAAUCAUAUGCAAAGGUAGUCAAGGAAACGAAGGGUGGGAAGGGAAAGGAAGGGGAUAAGGUAGUCCAAGGUGGUGGGGAUGGGAAGGGGGGAAAGGGGAGAGAGGGCGGGAAAGAGGCAAGCGACGGGGUAAUAAGGAAAGAAGUGCGGUGGGUGAAGGCACAGAAAGACAAGGAGGGCACUAGUGGGGACAAUCUAAAGAGAAGUGAUGAGAAGAAGGGUGGGAAGGUGGAAGAAGGGGAGAAACAUCAGUUAGUGAAACUUCCACUGGAAAAGGAAAACAGCAUGAAUAAGACGGUGGAGGAUGAAGGAGUGGAAAAAAGGAAAAGUCCAUGUGCCGCAGUAGACAGAAUGGAAGAGGGUCGGAUUACCCCAGGUUGGGAGAAACGGAAAAGGGAAGAUAGGAAUGACGUGGAUGACAGAGAUUAGGACUUUGUGCCUCACGGAAUUGAGUUAGCACUACGUGAUCUGGAUAAAGGCUUGGGACAAGA